AUGAAUCUUGAGAAUUGCCAGUGUCUAGGCUCCAUGAACAGCAGAACUUGGUCUGGUUAUGAGAGAGUGAGCUACGAUCCUCUUGUGUGUGUCAACGAAUGUGUGAAGAAAUUGAAGAAAACUUUGUGGAGGAAGAUCAAGAGAGAAAAGAGGAGAAUUUUCAGAUCUUCACCAGUGUUUCAUGUCCCAUAUGAUACUUGCUCCUACUUGCAGAACUUUGAUGAUGGCUACGACUCCACUGACCCUGAUAAUGUUUCUCGCUCGUUCUCAGCUCGAUUUGCAGUGCCUUCCAAGAGUUUUGAGAAGAAUGAAGUGAUGUGUAGUUGA
Molecule: messenger RNA, 327 nt
Organism: Lotus japonicus
Lineage: Eukaryota; Viridiplantae; Streptophyta; Magnoliopsida; Fabales; Fabaceae
Exons: 1
Coding region: 1-327 (108 amino acids)
Source: RefSeq, a predicted model, not a curated record